Messenger RNA from Caenorhabditis sp. 36 PRJEB53466, 1358 nucleotides. NCBI's taxonomy places the organism in Eukaryota, Metazoa, Nematoda, Chromadorea, Rhabditida, Rhabditidae. The record is from the annotation of a GenBank genome assembly.
AUGCUCAAAUUUGCCGAAUCAUCAAUUGAUUUCUCAAUUAUCACGAAUUCGAACGGAAAACUCAGGUUUGUGCUAAGAGAAAUUCGGAGGAGUAUAAAAAUGAGGCAAUUGCAGUGUGCGCUGUGAUGGAGCCCGCAAAGAAAAGGACCCGGUCGAAGUGCAUGAGAAAGUGACCGAAAGGUUUGUUACAUGUCAACAAAUGCGAAAAAAUAUUGGGAAAUUUAUAAUUAUAUUUAAAAAAACUACUUCUUCAGAUCGCCAUCUCCGUGCUCAUCGCUCAACAGCUCCGUGUGCUCCAGAAACAGCGACUCUUCGGUCUCGUCGGAACUGCCUCUGAUCGCCGGCGCCCGUCGUCGAGUUCUCUCUUCCUCUUUGCAAUCCGAGGACGGUUCCGAAUCGGUUUUCUCGUCCGACGUCAGUUUGCCACGUGUCAAAUCGAUCUCGGAACUCUCGGAUUCGUCGUUCAUCUCCUGCGUUUCCUCGAUUUCUUCCAUGUCGAUUCGGACGUUUCCGUCGCACGAAACACUCAUAGCCGACGAUUAUUCCGAUGAGCAAAUCGAGGAUGUUGUUAGACAGAGGGUAAUUAUUUUUAUGUGAAAUAAUGCAAUGUUUCUGUGCAAAGUACAGAAGUGCCUUUUUCUAGGAAUCCACUAAAAAGCGUGUCGCCGAGACGAGAAUCGAGCCGAAACCGGAGAAAAAGCUGGCGACACACACGCAGACUCCGCCCACUUUCAAACCGAAAGAGGACCGUUUCGGAGGAUACAGUCAAGAGGAAUUGGAGAGAAGUUGGCGCAAAACGCAGGAGAAAAUGUGCAGACCGAGGUGAGGAUUUCUCUAAAACAACUAGAAACUUGCAAUUUUUCAGUAUCUCACCGACUUACCCGCCGCGCAAAAAUUCGCCAAAAACCGAGACUUCGAUCACUAAUUCGAACAGAAGCUUCACCCGUAUUCCUUCACUUCUAAACCGUCCGCCGACGCAGCCACGCCCCCUUAUUCCGAGCCGUCCGGUCCCAGGAUCCUAUGCUUCGGCUAUCAGGUUCGGUUGAUGUUUUCAGAAAUGUUCACUUUUUUUUAACGUUAAUAUGAAGUCGUCUAUAUAUUAAAUUUUUCAGAUCGCCCGUCUCUGCUCUGGCUCCACUACCAGUUACAGAGCAGACCGUCAAAUUGACCAUCUCUACUGAUACUAACGGAAAAAUGAGGUACCUGUUUCAAAACAUUUUUUAAAUACAUUCUACAUUUCCAGAUUGAAUUUUUCGAAGGGAAUGACAUUGGAAGUGUUCACCAUCGAUGGAAUCGUCGGCGAAUCGGACAAUAUCGAGAUUCACAAGGAAAUCGACGGAAAAAACAAUAAUCACUAG